CUGUCUCUGUAGAGUUGGAACACACCUGUCUCUCUCUUUGUCUCUAGCUGAGGCGGUUCGAUGUGGUCGGCCUCCAUAAAGGCUCGGUAACGACUCUGGCGUGGAGCACCAACGGGAUGAAACUGUUCUCAGGAGACGAUAAAGGACGAGUUGUGUUUUCCUCUCUGGACCUGGACCAGGGUGUGUGUAAACCCGUGCUGCUGCUGGAGGAGUCCUCAGGUGUGGUCCAGAUGGAGUACAGUCACCAGGUGCUGCUGAUCUCAACACAGCACAGAUCUCUGCUUUACUGCACUCAGAAACAGGAAGUCCAGCAGCUGGGCACCAAACCACGCAAGAGCAGCGGCAGGUUCGGCGCCUGCUUCCUGCCGGCUCUCUGUAAGCAGAGCGAUCUUCAGGUAUUUGCUGCGCGACCUGGACUCAGACUUUGGAGGUCUGACAUCAGAGGACAGGUUGAGGACACUCGACAGCUCAAACCACUCUUCAACACACAGAUUCCUCAGUUUGAGUUGUUUCCUCAUCCUGGUCCAAUCGGAGCUUACCGUCCAGAAGACAGACAGCUCGGCCUGCUCAGCUGUUUCCUCAGAGACGGCUGGAUCCUCAGCUGGAACGAGUACAGCAUCUACGUCCUCGACUGCGUUAACGAGGUGAUCAUCGGAGCGUUGGAGAGCAGCGGAGAUAUUGUGUCGGUGUCGAGUUGUGACAACGAGAUCUUCAUCCUGAAAGGAGACCGAGACAUCAUCCGUCUCUCCAACAGCCCCGAGGGACUCUCUUCCAGCUCGCUGGAGCUCUCCAUCCAUCAGGCCUCACCUUUGGCCACGCCCACCAUCCUCCCACCAACUGGAUCGGUUGAAACAGCUCAGCCAAUCAGAACCAUGGCCAUCAUUGUAGAGGGUGGGGGGCGGGAGAAGCAGGGGGGGGGAUGGGAGAGGCCCAGCCAGGAGGGAGAGAAAGAGGAGGAAGUGGAGGAGGCGGAGGAGCAGCUUGAGGUGAUGGAACCGCCCUGCCAGCACUCCGGUCUGUUCACCGGCGACUCUCAUAGCCGCAGCAGCUCCAUCACUUCCUGGGAGAUUCUCCUUGGAAACACCCCGCUGACCACUUCCUGUGAGCUGAGCUCCAGGCGCUACAGCGCCCCGCUGGGUCAUGAGGGGCUGCAGCAGGAGCUGGUGGUGAAGGCCAUCCGAGUGAAGAAGAAGAAGAGGAGACGCCAUGACAGCAGCAGUGGGAACCGCCUCUCUGAGAGCAGCUGCUCAGACUCCAUGUUUGUAGUCCAGGACGGCAGCUGUAGUGACGGAGGAAGUGGAACUCCUCUGAGUGACAGAGCCUCCCUCCUUGGUCUUGACCUUCAGAACCAGCACCAGAUCUCACAGAAAGCAGAGGGUGUAAAGGAUGGACAGAAGGCGGAGUCUUCCUCCAACCAGUCUGACUCCCUGCUCUUCCAGGGUCUGGAGAAUCCAGGAAAGGCCUCUGGUCCUGGUCCCGGUGCAGAGGCGGAGGUUGUCCCCCCGACCCCGGACGUGGAUCUGCUGCUGGAGUGUACCUUCUCCUACUUGCACAAUGCUGAGGAGGAGGUUGAUGAUGGACAGGAGCAGCAGCCAAUGGAGGAGCAGGAGGAUGAGUUUAUGAGCCCUCUGAUUGGACCAGAGGAAGAGGAGGAUGAGAUUGAGGACCAGGUCCCCCCCGCUGUUCUGGCAGACCAGAUGUUUUACUCCACUGUGUCCAGUCUGGACAGAAAACCCAGUAUGUCCAGUGAUGAAGAGGGAGACAUCUACUGUCCCACUCUGGCCCCCACUGGCAGCAGUGGGGAAGUCCUCGACCAUCCGUCUCAUCAGAAGGAGAAGACCACAGACCAACAGGUAGACCACGAUGCUAAGGACAGAGACACACUCAAACCUGACCAGUUGGCAGAAAGCUGGAUGGGUUACUCAGGACCAGGAUGUGGAAUACUGAGCCUGCAGGUGACUGACAGGUAUGUGUGGUGUCUGGACUUUAAAGGAGGACUGUUCUGCAGCAGUCUACUUGAAACUGGGCUCAACUGGCAGCGCUUUGAAGACAACGUCCACCAGGUGGCCUUGUCACCCUCAGGUAACCUGCUGUGGAAGGUGGAGCAGAGGAGCAUGACGGCAUUUGCUUGUGCUAAGGUCUCAGUCAAAGGAAAACGUCACUGGUACAAAGCUGUGGAGCAAACGACCUUCGUGGCUCUGAGUGACGACUCGGCCUGGAUUAUCAGGACCAAUGGAGACCUCUACCUGCAGACAGGUCUCAGCGUGGACCGGCCCUGUGCUCGCUCAGUGAAGGUGGACUCUCCCUGUGUGUUCACCCAGGUGUGUGUGAGCGGAGGUGUGGUCUGGGCUCUGAGCGAACACAAAGCUUUGUUCUACAGAGAAGGACUGAACAGCUACUGCAGUGAGGGAGAGGGCUGGAAGUACGACACCGUCAGUGAGGCUCAGGGUCUGGAGUUGAUGUGUGUUGCCCUGGCAGAAGGUGGUACAGCCUGGGCGCUGGAUGCCAGCGGCAGCCUCUGGUUUCGAACCGGCAUCUGUUCAUCCAGACCACAGGGCGACGACGACCACUGGUGGCAGAUCAGUAUUUCAGACUAUGUGGUCUUCGAUCAGGGCAGUCUCUUCCAGACGCUGCUGCAUGCCACCCAGAGCGUUGCCACGGUUACCAGGGCACCGGUGGAGCGUGUGGUGGCCUUCCUGUCGCAGUACUCGCAGUGCCAGCCGAGCUUGGUCAGCGCCAAUGGCAGCGGAGUUUGGGUCGCCUCGGGACGGAACCAGCUGCACCUGGCCCGGGGAAGUCUCGUGGGAACCUUCUGGCAGAACGUCGUUCCAAGAGGAACCGUCUCAGCCACCAAGUGGAGCUUCAUCACCUCUUCAGCUGUGCCUCACAGAGAAGGUACGUUCCUGUGGUUGGCUCAGAGCAGGAAGGAUCUGUUCUGUGUUUGGGACCAGGAUGGAGAGCUCCGUCCCUCGUCCAUCCAUCUGCCUUUUGAGAUGGAGCUGACUCAACUGUCUGCCUGUCGUGAUGCUCUGUGGGGUUUAGACACCCAUGGCCGAGUCAGUAUUCGUACGCUGUCUUCGUCCUGUCCCUUUGGACUCCACUGGACCCCCCUGGACCUCAACCAGCUCGGAAGUGUUCGUCUGGUCAGUGUGAGCUGUGGCAGUCAGAACGUCUGGGCUGUGGACAGUCGAGGAAUAGUUUACUUCAGAGUUGGAACGCAGCCCAUGAACCCAAGCAUGAUGCUACCGGCCUGGAUCCACAUAGAAACACCUGUACAGCCAAUAGGAGUGCAGCUGGUCCGUAUCCAGACGAGUCCUAACGAUCGUCUCCUCUGGGCUUUGAACAACAGAGGAAGUGUCUUCGUCAGGACCGGACUCAGUGAUGAGAUGCCUGUGGGGACGGACUGGGAGCUGGUACCAGGUUUAGUCGUCAGUCAGCUGGUCCUCAGCUCUCGGACCGUCUGGGUUCGCUGUGUCAACGGAGAUCUGGCUCGUCGUUACGGGGUCUCUGACCGAAACCCUGCUGGAGAUUACUGGAAGAAAAUCCCUGGAAAUGCCAACUGGUUAACUGUGACUCCAGAGGAUGAGUUGUGGGCGGUGACUCUGAUUGGUGGAUUGUCCCGUCGCCUGAUGAAGCUCCUCCCACAAACCCCCUGUUGGCCCGCCCCCUCAGGCUCCUCCCUCAGUUGGGAUGAUGUCGACGAUGAAUGGGAGCUCAUCUGACCCAUGAUGUCAUUUUGAUGCCAUCACUUCCUGUAACAUUUAAGGUUAUAGGACGUUUCUGAAACAAGAUGGCCACACAAAGGGAGCCCAGGUGGUUGCUGGUAAAUGACGUGAAUGUUUUAUUUUAGUUUUAACAGGAAGCACUUUAAUAAGAAGUUGACUACAGAGGAACUGGUCCUUAAUGGUUCUGACUCAUUCUGGUUUAGUUCAGUCUGGUUGUUGAAGGCAUUAAGGGGACAGUUCACAUUUUAACCAUGUUUCAUUCAUUUUAUUUUAAAGUAGUUCAGACCGGUUCAGACUGGUUUCAACUUGUUCUUACUGGUUCUAAAUCCUCUAAUAUUUAUUCUGGUGUGGUUCAGACUGGUUCAGACUGGUAGUAGAUUGAUUAUUUUUCUCCAAGUUUAGUUCAUUCUGGUCGUUAAGGACAUUAAAUGGACAUCAGACAGUUAAGAUUUCUCUAUCCUGGUCCAGUCUGGUCAAACUGUGUUAAACGGAUUAAACUGGGUUUAACUUAGUUAAAAUGGUUAAACUAAGUUAAAAAAAGAUUAAAUUAAGUUAAACUGGGUUAAAGUGAGUAACAUUGAGUAACGCCGAGUUAAACUGAGGAACGGCGAGUUAAACUGAGGAACGGCGAGUUAAACUGAGGAACGGCGAGUUAAACUGAGGAACGGCGAGUUAAACUGAGGAAUGGCGAGUUAAACUGAGGAACGGCGAGUUAAACUGAGGAAUGGCGAGUUAAAAGGUUAAAUUAAGUUAAACUGAGGCAGGAGCCCCGCCCCCUUAAUUUUGAAAACCAUGUAAAUUAGUUUGUUGUCCUAGAAGUUUAACUCUUUAAAUAAGAUUUCAAACUACAUCUGGACCCUGGUUGACUGUGGUGUACUCUAAUGCACCCUGGUGGACUGUAAUGGACCCUUGUGGACUAUAGCAGGCUCUUAAUGGACCCUGGUGGACUGUGGUGGACUCUGAUGGACCCUGGUGUACUGUAGCGGGCUCUAAUGGACCCUGGUGGACUACAGCAGGCUCUUAAUGGAACCCGGUGGACUGUGGUGGACUCUAUUGGACCCUGGUGGACUGUGGUGUACUCUAAUGGACCCUGAUGGACUAUAGCGGGCUCUAAUGGACCCUGGUGGACUCUAAUGAACCCUGAUGGACUAUAGCAGACUCUAAUAGACCCUGUUGGACUCUCAUGGAUCCUGGUGGACUAUAGCGGGCUCUAAUGGACCCUGAUGGACUACAGCGGGCUCUAAUGGACCCUGGUGGACUGCAGGGGACUGUUAACCUGCAUUGAGGUUCAGGUCUCAGGUCUGAACUGGGUCUAUAUUUAAAACUCAUCAUCGUCUCUCCUCUUAGUUUCCGAUAGUUGCCAUGGAAACCUUCACAGGUGUGACUCUAUUGUGACGUCAUCGUGAUGUCAGCUGGUUGAUUGAUCUGCUGCUGACCAAUAAGAAUUCAGUGUAAACUCACCUGUUGUAUGAUGACAUUAACUUAAUAAACAUGUUCAAACAC
Anarrhichthys ocellatus (wolf-eel) is the source of this 5228-nucleotide messenger RNA. RefSeq names its product tectonin beta-propeller repeat containing 2 (gene tecpr2). The record is from RefSeq and is a predicted model, not a curated record. The transcript has 23 exons. NCBI's taxonomy places the organism in Eukaryota, Metazoa, Chordata, Actinopteri, Perciformes, Anarhichadidae. The coding region runs from base 117 to 3722 and encodes 1201 amino acids.